CAAAAACAAAACCAUACAGUACUGCAAAACAGUGGAAACAUUAUUUUUUCGCUGAAUCUCGUAGAAAAGAGUCGUCCUGUCAUAUUCUACUUAUAUUGCUUUAUUUUGAUACAGUCUUGAAAUAUUUUAAUUUUUACGAGGAUAUUCCGAUUUGUUUUACAAAAGAUUCUGUUACAGAUGGACUGAAAUAGUAUAGUUUCGGACAAUAGAGGUACUCGGAUAGUGUGGAGGAAUUUGGAAUUGUCUGCCAUUUUUUUGUACCGUUUAUCUAAAAUAAACUCGAAAUAAUGGGGAAGCUCCACUUCUUGCUGAAGUUUGGAAUGUUAAUAAACCAGUGCUUGGCAUGAAUAAAUCAACAAGCCCUGCUAUAAAAUAUAAAAUCAAGAAUUUGAGCAAGCACUUAACCAUUUUAUCAGUGUGGGGCUUGUCGGAAUGCACUUAGUUUGUCUACUGCUAAUAGUUUUGUCAAUGUGAUUAUCUUUGAAGUGGGAAUAAUUGCCUCAGAUUACAUUUAUAUGCAUGCAAAUGGUAAAGUGUCAACCAAUGCAGGAUAAAUAAUACAAUAUAUAUCUGUUCGUAAAUCUUGUAAAUCAUAAAUGGGGAAAUGUAAAGCCUACUGAAGCUUGUAUAGGUUGUUCUAAGUCUUAACAGACAAUGCCCAAAAGACGCAAAAACUUUAGUCAGCCUGGGAGAAACAGAGGUGCGGAUAGCACACUCUCAAGUGGAGAUCAGAUAGUUACAGACAGGAAACAAACUGCUAAAGAAAUUCCUGGAUUUUACUAUGAUCAUGACAAAAAGCGAUACUUCAAGAUUGCUCCCAACCAUGCAUCUGGAAGUUGUGUCUACACUAAGGAUUCAAUUGACCAAAGACAUGCAGAGGAAAAGAGAAUUGAAGAUGUUAAAAUCAUGUUCUCUGAUUCCAAUAGGACAAGCGUUGAGCCUAAGAAUAUCAACAGCAAUAUUGUGUACCUUUUACAAAAAAGAGCUGUUAAUGGAUGUGAUAAAUACAGAGUCAGUGUGCAAAUGCUUAAAACUUGUGUGAAAGGCUUGAAACCUUUAAGAUCUCAAGAAAUAUUUGACUAUUCGCAUUAUUCAUUCUUGUACAAUCAUGUAGAAAAUUGUCAGAUAAUGCAUAUGAAUGACAGCCAUGAUGAAUUACUGUGCAUGUGGUCUAUAAAGGAUGUGUUUGCUCAGCGCGUUCAGGUUUUGGAGCUGAUAGAUGGACAGAGAACAUCCCACUGUUCAGGGCCAUACAAUUUUGUGGUGAAUGCAAACCCUGUACAUAGACCACUGUUUAUAAGGAGAAUGAAGGCGACAGAUAUGUGCUCAGUGGGCAAGCAUGUGAUCCUAUAUACGGCAAUCAACAAUCUGUUUGAGGGUGAGAGUAUUGCCUUCAUGAGGGGCCUCCAUGAUGAAACAAAGCACUUGGAUCAGGAAUACCUCCUUGGCAGCAAAGUGGCAUGGAGCUGUGCAUGGAACCCAGUCCGUCAUCAGAUGGCAAUCGGGUGUGAAAAAUCUGCACAAAUUAUCAAUGCAGAGCGCAGGACCAUGUUUGAACUGAACACAAACAAAUGUGACCCUCUAGCACUCACAUUCUCUCAGAGAGGUGGGUGCCUGUAUGCGGGUGUAAGGAAGGGGGAGGUACAGGUGUUUGAUGCACAACGCGGCCGCCCCAACCCGGUGUACCGACUCCCACAUGCCUCUGGCGUCGUCAGUGUAAAACCAGUUCACAAUGACCUUCAUCUCCUUACUGGAGACUUCUCAGGGAAGAUACAACUGUGGGACACAAGACAGCGCGGCGUGGUGGUGGAGUAUGAAGGACACGUGAACAAGUGCACACGCCUCCCCAUCCAUAUUGACGAAACAGAAAACAUUGUGUAUGCUGUGGGAGAGGAUGGGUACACACGGUUCUGGGACUUCCGUGAGGGGAGACUACUCUACACACUCCCCCCACCUGGCCCGGUGACAAGGGAAACAAUGCCCUGUGUGCAGCUCUCCACCCACUGGGCCAACCAGCCGGGAAACUGUGGGCUUAUCAUGGCCAGGGAGAACAAACUCCACUACUAUGGCAGGCUCCCAGCCACUCACCUCUUGUGAUAGCGAAUAAUGUCCCUAUACUGACUGUAACAAUGAAAUCAUCAAAAUACUGUUCCAGUGUUUGCAUUCAAUAGACAGUCAUAGUGAAAAGUAAUAGCAUAAAAAGCAUACAAUAUAAUUUGGAUAUGCUGAAAUGCAUUUAAAUGGGAAAGUGCUGUGUGUCAAGUAGUCUAAAAAAAUAAUAAUCUAGCACAGCCUUACUUUGACAAUCAUGCCUAGGCGAAGUGUCUUGCAUGAAGAAUGUGACUCCAUCCAUGUGCAAUUUUGUGGGCUUAUUCUUGAUUGAAUUUAUGAUGUUUGCUUAGUCCUUCAUGACUCAAAACUAAUUCUUUUAAAAUCUACUUGUUGGUGUUGCCAUAAUAGUUUUUGUUUCUAUUUCCCUCUCCUAUCCCUCUUGUUAAGCCCUGACCCUAAAAUAUUUGAGGGAUCAUGGAAAUUCCUUUUGUCAUUUUAUCUUUUAUUGUCAAUCUGCGGACAUAGUGAAUUAAAUGUAAGAUUUAGAUAAAUGAAAACAAAAUGAGUUUGCAUUUUGAUUGCUAGCAACUUUUUUUGCAAGAAACGAAAAUAUUGAUUCACAUCUUAACACAUUAUUUUACACAUAAUUUUUAUGCAUAUAGUGUACGCCUUGAACACUGUUCAAUGUGUAAGUACAUUGUAAUAUCCUACUGUUGUGAACUGUAAAAUAUGAAUUGUUAUGCUAUGAAUUGUUUACAAAAUGAUUUCAUCCUG
Mya arenaria is the source of this 2826-nucleotide messenger RNA. RefSeq names its product DDB1- and CUL4-associated factor 4-like. Gene Ontology annotation, cellular component: Cul4-RING E3 ubiquitin ligase complex. The transcript is spliced from 7 exons. The record is from RefSeq and is a predicted model, not a curated record. NCBI's taxonomy places the organism in Eukaryota, Metazoa, Mollusca, Bivalvia, Myida, Myidae. Gene Ontology annotation, molecular function: protein binding. The coding region runs from base 655 to 2097 and encodes 480 amino acids.